ACUUUCUUUUCAGACUCUUCCAGUGGAUCAAACAAAAAGAAUUAUUUGCCAUCACAGCUUGAAAGUCUUUUUUGUUGCUCUCCAUACUAUCAUUUCUCAACUCACAUGUCAUUGCUCAUUUGCAUCUAGAACUGUUGAAGGGAAAGACUGACAUCCAAAGCUUUCACACUGAUACUGUGACACUGUGACUUGGAUUAAGACUUAAUGUUUUAUUUGCGAGAAACAUUUUCCACGAGUUCCUGAGGCCAAUCACACUGAAAUCCCAUCGCCCAGUGUUUUCUUUAGCCUGUCCGGGGCUAAUCAAGGUCUUCCAUCAUCAGAAUUGACGUUUCCGUAUUGUGUGAGAGAGAAAGUAGCCGACAUUAGCAUAUUCAUGAACACUGACACACUCAAUCAUGUGAAAUGGAAGACAUGGGGCAAACCCUGAGCCGUCAAGCCCUGAAACAAAAAGCUUAUGACAUGUGAGGGAGAGAUAUUCCGUAAUCCACCGUCACAACUUCAGCACCACAUCUCGUAGCCCGCAGGCCACCACUGGCAAAUGAAGGAUAUUUCUCUUUCAUCAUAAACCUGGCAUGUGUUGUCGGCCUCUGGACCAGGGCCUAUAAUAGGACAGAAAUUAAAGAAUAGGAUUAAAGAUGGAUUAUCAGUGAAACACUAAAACCAGCAAAGCAGCUGCCUUUGCAUAAGCCCAUUGGAAGCUCAUAAGGGAGACACACUGCAGACCGAUUUGUAGAUUACAUUUGGUUGUUGAUGUGGUGGCCUCUGGUGUGGUUGGUAUUAAAAAAGCGGGAUGGAGAAUCUAGAUGAGCUGGAGCACCCUCUUCUGGGAGACGACCCCAAUAACAGCCGGGCGUCGGGGCCGGGGCCGGGGCCGGGGCCUGGAACUGGACAGGCCCCAGGUGGGCUGUUCAAGGGCAUCCUGGUUAAGUGCGAGGAGGACAGGGCCUACCCUCCCUUAGCAUGGAGGAGCUAUCUUGGACAUCCUCCUGAGCUACAGCAGCAGCAGCUGCUGGACCCUUGCUCCUUACCUCGCACGCUGGAGUCCUUUUACCCACCGGCCCCCAUCUGGGGCCACACAGACUCCCUGCUCAGCAAAGACUACCUGGAGACCACCUUUGUGGACAUUCGGCCCGGCUCCACACUAGAGAGGAAGCUGCUGGCCGAGACGCAGGACUUCAACAGCGCGUCCUACAGCAUGGAUGAUGAGGAUGACCUGCUUCCCGACUCUGACGACUCAUCCACUGAUGACUUCAGUGAUACAGACAGCGAGAGCAACUUCCCACUGAUGAUCCCUCAGGACUACCUGGGCCUGGCCUUUUUCUCCAUGCUCUGCUGCUUCUGGCCCCUGGGCAUCGCUGCCUUCUACCUUUCACAGAAGACCAACAAGGCAUCAGCUCAGGGGGAUUUUCAGGGGGCCAACGCAGCAUCCCGCCAGGCUCUGUGGCUCUCGGUGCUCUCCAUUGUGUUUGGAAUCAUAACGUACAUCUGUGCCAUCGCUGCACUGAUCUCCUACCUGUCUGGAAAGCCACCGUAA
This is a messenger RNA of Xiphias gladius (swordfish), 1534 nucleotides long. It is a transcript of the gene tmem91, whose product is annotated as transmembrane protein 91. NCBI's taxonomy places the organism in Eukaryota, Metazoa, Chordata, Actinopteri, Istiophoriformes, Xiphiidae. The coding region runs from base 791 to 1534 and encodes 247 amino acids. Gene Ontology annotation, cellular component: membrane; intracellular membrane-bounded organelle. The record is from RefSeq and is a predicted model, not a curated record. The transcript has 3 exons.